Mustela erminea (ermine) is the source of this 2557-nucleotide messenger RNA. It is a transcript of the gene FUT2, whose product is annotated as fucosyltransferase 2. Gene Ontology annotation, cellular component: membrane. NCBI's taxonomy places the organism in Eukaryota, Metazoa, Chordata, Mammalia, Carnivora, Mustelidae. Bases 119 to 1138 code for a protein of 339 amino acids. The transcript is spliced from 2 exons. Gene Ontology annotation, molecular function: galactoside 2-alpha-L-fucosyltransferase activity. Gene Ontology annotation, biological process: carbohydrate metabolic process. The record is from RefSeq and is a predicted model, not a curated record.
AGUGCUGGGAGGGUCAGAUUUCCGAGUGAGGACUUGACCUCACGGGUGGAAGCACCCUGAUCUGCUCGCAGAGCAGCCACAUCGCCGGCUACCCCAAUUCCUGCUGCCAGAAUCAGCCAUGCUCAGCAAUCAGACGCCUUUCUUCUUCCCCAUGGUCCACUUCGUCCUCUUUGUCUUCACGGCUUCCACCAUAUUUCACAUUCAGCAACGGCUAGCGAAGAUUCGCCCCACAUGGGACAUUGACGCGCUGGUUUUGGCGACGGAAAGUCCCACGAGCCAGCUGCCCCGGGGCAUGUGGACGAUCAACGCCAUUGGCCGCCUUGGGAACCAGAUGGGCGAGUACGCCACCCUGUACGCCCUGGCCAAGAUGAACGGGCGGCCGGCCUUCAUCCCGGCCGAGAUGCACAGCACGCUGGCCCCCAUCUUCCGGAUCAGCCUCCCGGUCCUGCACGGCAGCACGGCCGGCCGCAUCCCCUGGCAGAACUACCACCUGAACGACUGGAUGGAGGAGCGCUACCGCCACAUCCCCGGGGAGUACGUGCGCCUCACCGGCUACCCCUGCUCCUGGACCUUCUACCACCACCUGCGAGACGAGAUCCUGCAGGAGUUCACCUUGCACGACCACGUGAGGGAGGACGCCCAGAAAUUUCUAAGGGGCCUGCAGGUGAAUGGGAGACAGCCAAGCACCUUUGUGGGAGUCCACGUGCGCCGGGGGGACUACGUGCACGUCAUGCCGCAGGUGUGGAAGGGCGUGGUCGCUGACCGGCGGUACCUGGAGCAGGCCCUGGCCUGGUUCCGGGCCCGCUACGACUCCCCCGUCUUUGUGGUCUCCAGCAAUGGCAUGACCUGGUGUCGGGAGAACAUCGACGCCUCCCUGGGGGACGUGGUGUUCGCGGGCAAUGGCAUCGAGAACUCCCCUGCCAAGGACUUUGCGCUGCUCACGCAGUGUAACCACACCAUCAUGACCAUUGGGACAUUUGGAAUCUGGGCUGCCUACCUCGCGGGUGGCGAGACCAUCUACCUAGCCAAUUACACCCUGCCGGACUCCCCCUUCCUCAAACUCUUUAAGCCAGAGGCAGCUUUCCUGCCUGAGUGGAUUGGGAUCCAGGCAGACCUCUCCCCACUACUCAAGCACUGAUAUUAGGCGGCCCUUGGCCCCUCCUCCUUUGCUGGCUCCAAGAGCAGAUCCCCAAGGCACAGGGAACAUAUUGUUACAUGUACCAGGACACUUCCUUCCUGCAUCAAAAGUCACUGACUUGCUGAAUUAACCUAUUUAUGUGUCCUCUACAACAGGACCCAAAGUUGGGGCAUCUCUGGGGUUAGUUAAGUCAGCAGCACAGCAGUGUCAUCGGUGACCCCUGUUCCAUCUCUCGUGUUCAACUGCUGUCAACUCCUCUCAGACUGGCUCCCUCAUGGUCCCAAAAGGGCUGCCACAUAACCGGGUGUCACAUACAGACAGCCUCGUCAUGAGGCAGCAAAAAGAGCUUCAUUCUUGGGACCCUUUUGAAGAAUGAGAGAAAGAUUUCAAAGCCCUCCAGCAAUUUCCACCCUGCCCUCCCAGCCCCUGCAUAGCUCAUUGACCGGAAGUGUGUUAAGCGCCCACCUGACCCAUUAGAGGGCAAAGUGAAGAAGACCCUGGGAUUGGUUUAGCUUCGGAUCAAUAAAUCUUUGCUCUCUCCAGCUGGGGAGUUGAUCGCCUCCUCUGGAAGACAUGGAGGCUUGCAGAAAGAGAACAGGUGCUCCUAACGAGAAAGAAGAUGCAACACAAAACGGAGAAUCCCUGAAUUGUGUGCGUUGUUUGCUGCACAAAGGCAUUUGGCCAAGGGGGUUGAUGGAGCUCUGGGAGAUUCAACAGCCUACUCUCCAAGCCACGUGUCCCUGGUACCGUGUCCACCCGGAGGGCUCACUGUUUUCUAGUGCAUCUGCCCAGACUUGAGACCUUUUCCCCAGUUUUCCCAAGAGUGCCGCCCUACUGGCCAGUAGCUGGUGUGCUUCUAAGACCUCCCGCCCCAAUUUUGCAACCCUGGCUUCCUAGGGCUUAGGAUGAUUCCUGGUGAGAACCCAGAACCCAGCAGGGCUCAGUGAACUUGAAGAGUCUGUUCUUUUUAAGUGUCUGUGGUGGUGCAUCUAACAGCAUCCUUGCUAGCAAAGGUUGGAUUAACAAAACAUAGUGGCUUGAAGUUACAGCAAUUUAGGAUUUCCCACAAUCUUGUGGGUCAGCUGGGGGCUCUCUUCUCCAUGCGGUGUUGGUGGAGGCCUCAUGCCUCUGUUGUUUUUGUGGAGUACAGUUCCCCUCAGUUGUCAACAUCAUGAAAGCAGCCUCCAUGCUAUGAGGAAGCCCAGCCCCACUCUGGGGCCACGGGUGGGUGCUCCAAUCAGCAGUCUUAGCUGAGGUCAAUUUCCGAGUUCAGGGUGGGCAUCAGAUGUGCUGCCACAUGUCGUUCAAGUCAGUCUAGCAACCAGCUGAGGUUCCUGACAAUGUGUGGCAGAGAGCAGCCCUAUCUUGAUUCUUGAUUCAGUCUGUGAGCAUAACAAUACAAUUGUUCAAUGCUGUGAA